This is a messenger RNA of Cebus imitator (Panamanian white-faced capuchin), 1618 nucleotides long. It is a transcript of the gene LRRC75A, whose product is annotated as leucine rich repeat containing 75A. Lineage: Eukaryota; Metazoa; Chordata; Mammalia; Primates; Cebidae. The coding region runs from base 203 to 1234 and encodes 343 amino acids. The record is from RefSeq and is a predicted model, not a curated record. The transcript has 4 exons.
GCCCGGAGAGCCAAGAGGGAGGAGCGCGGUGAUCUCCGACAGCCGCCUGCCCGCCCCCGCGCCGCCCGCGCGCAACAGUUCCCCCAAAGUUGCAGCCCAGGAGGCGGGCGCGCACGGGCGGCCGAGGGGCGGGCGGCCAGCGGGGACGCGGCCUCGAGGCCCAGCGCGGAGAGUCCCGGCGGGCGGCGGCGGCGGCGGCGGCAUGGGCACCCGGCAGACCAAAGGCAGCCUGGCGGAGAGAGCCAGCCCCGGCGCCGCGCCGGGCCCCCGUCGCGAACGGCCAGACUUCUGGGCGUCGCUGCUGCUGCGCGCUGGGGACAAGGCGGGGCGCGCGGGCGCGGGGAUGCCCCCCUACCACCGGCGCGUCGGCAUGGUCCAGGAGCUGCUGCGGAUGGUGCGCCAGGGCCGGCGGGAGGAGGCGGGGACGCUGCUGCAGCACCUGCGCCAGGACCUGGGCAUGGAGUCGACCUCGCUGGAUGACGUUCUGUAUCGCUAUGCCAGCUUCCGGAACCUGGUGGACCCCAUCACACAUGACCUCAUCAUCAGCCUGGCACGCUACAUCCACUGUCCCAAGCCGGAAGGCGAUGCGCUGGGCGCCAUGGAGAAGCUGUGCCGUCAGCUGACAUACCACCUCAGCCCCCACUCCCAGUGGAGACGGCACCGGGGGCUGGUGAAAAGGAAGCCACAGGCCUGUCUCAAGGCUGUCCUGGCGGGGAGCCCCCCAGACAACACAGUGGACCUGUCAGGCAUCCCACUGACCUCCCGAGACCUGGAGCGGGUGACCAGCUACCUGCAGCGCUGUGGGGAGCAGGUGGACAGUGUGGAGCUGGGCUUCACAGGCCUCACGGAUGACAUGGUCCUGCAGCUGCUGCCCGCACUCAGCACCCUGCCCCGCCUCACCACACUGGCGCUCAACGGCAACCAGCUGACCCGGGCCGUGCUGCGUGACCUCACUGACAUCCUUAAGGAUCCCAGCAAGUUCCCCAACGUCACGUGGAUUGACCUGGGCAACAACGUGGACAUCUUCUCCUUGCCCCAGCCCUUCCUGCUCAGCCUGCGCAAGCGAUCCCCAAAGCAGGGCCACCUGCCCACGAUCCUGGAGCUGGGUGAGGGCCCGGGCAGUGGGGAGGAGGUCUGGGAAGGGACAGUAGGCCAGGAGGACCCUGGAGGGGGCCCUGUGGCACCUGCCAAAGACCUUGAGGGCAAGGAGACUGUAGCUGCAGCUCAGACGUGACACGGAAGUGAGGGGCCUCACCAGGGAGUCCUUGUGGGGUGGAACGGCCAAGGCAGGCAGGGUAGGUGCUUCUCCUAUCAGGUGGGCUAAGGCUAUUGCCAAAAACUGGCCUGGGCAGCCCACCUACAGAGGCAGACCAUAGCAUCUGGGGAAGGGGACUUGUGAUACUUCCCAUUGGUCCUCUCCAUCUGCCCCCACAAAUCCCAUUACCUGUCAUUUGGCUCUUAAGUCAUCCCAGGCCCCUGAGACCCUUCUGAGCUCAGCCCAUGGCCUUCCCCAAAGACUUGUGGAAAUGGGCAUAUUGCUGGAGGUACUGGAAGCCUGAGCCAAUGUGAACACCAAGAGCUUUCCCCUAGAGAAGGAAUACAGCAGGGCCCCUACGUG